Monopterus albus (swamp eel) is the source of this 3156-nucleotide messenger RNA. RefSeq names its product F-box and WD repeat domain containing 9 (gene fbxw9). The coding region runs from base 210 to 2048 and encodes 612 amino acids. Gene Ontology annotation, molecular function: protein binding. NCBI's taxonomy places the organism in Eukaryota, Metazoa, Chordata, Actinopteri, Synbranchiformes, Synbranchidae. The record is from RefSeq and is a predicted model, not a curated record. The transcript is spliced from 8 exons.
AUGGCGUCAUCUUUAUGUCCCGGAAGUUGUUUGGAAUGUUUUGUAGGUUGGCUUGAUAACGGCCAGGGAUGUGUUGAUGGAUAACGAGUGAAGAAUGGUCGUUGAUGGUUUACAUUGUGACAGUGGUCACUGUUUUGUUAUACUGACGCGGGCGAGGACUUCACCUGCAUGACUUAGCUAGUGGUCCUGUGCUGAGAGGAGAAACAGUGAUGUCAGAGGUAGGUGUUAACCGGACUGAACCGGAGACAGGGGCAUCAAGUGACCAGGGUGGACCCUCUCCUGACACCGUCAAGUCCCCGAGUAGUGAAGCUUCCAGGCCUGAUCUGCAGGGUCUUCUGCCUGCUGGUUGUCUGUCCUCAGCAGAUGUUAGCCCCUCACCUUCUGGUGAGGCAAGUGGCCUGUUGUCAUUACCAUGGGAGUUGGUAACCCAUAUCGCUUCUCACCUUCCUGCUCAGUGUGUCAUCACUGUGCUGCCAAAGGUCUGUCAUGCAUUGGGUAAUGUUGGUAAGGACAGCACUGCUUGGCAGUUCCGGGCACGCAGAUUAAUUGGAUCCCGGGCUGACUUUCCAGUGGGGCCGAGGGAGGACUUUGACUGGCCCACUGCUUGCCUGGAGAUGGAGCAACUUAUAACUUGCUGGACAAACCAAGCGCACCUUGUGGCGAGACAGACCCAAGAGGAUGAGGAGGAAAGGGAGCAAUUGAGGCAGCAGCAAAGGGCUGAGCAGGAUGGGGAACCACCUGCAGAAGGACAGGAAAAUGGUAGAGAGGAUGAGGUAGAAGGGAUGGGAGUGGCAGGACAGGCAGUGGCGUAUGGUGUGGAUGAAGGGAUGGAGCUGGCAAUAGAAGGUGAGAAUGGUGAAAUGCAGCCUGUUGUAGGUGAAAACCAACUGGCAAGAUUGAGAGAGAAGUUGGAAGAGAGACUGGAGAAUGAUGCAGCAGCACUAAUGGAAGAAGAAAGGGACUAUAGGAUGAUGAUUGAUGCUGAUGAAGUGCAAGAUGGUCCCCUCAAUCGUCAAUUGGACUUUCACAAUCCAGGGAAUCUGGGAUAUGGAAGACGGGUAGACAAGGAGCAACAUCCAGUCCUCAGAAGCCCCAGCCCACCCCCAGCGCUGGAGUACAUAACCCUACCUUCAGGCCACAUUGCCCAGGUCAACUCAGUCCUCCUAGUUGGGGGAGAGGGGAAGGUUUGUGCCACAGGUUCCAGAGACUGGAAUGCUAAACUGUGGGAUCUACAGGCAGGUCCUAGUGGCACACUGCUGCACACACUGGGAGCGCAGGGUGACUUCAGCACCCAUCGGGGGUGGGUCUGGUGCCUGGCAUCUCAGGGACCUGUGCUGGCGUCCGGGGGCUUCGACAGCACAGUGAGGCUCUGGGACCUACAGGCAGGUGGCGCAGCGAUGGGCGUGAUCAGAGCUGGGGCUGCUGUCCUCUGUUUGACCUGUCAGACAGAUGUGUUGUUGGCUGGUACAUUUGACAAGAGAGUCAACAUGUAUGACCCCCGAGGUGAGGGAUUUUCCUUACAUGAGAUGGUCAUUUUGUCUACAUCUGCUGAACACCUGGUGAAAAGCCUCCAUCUCCAUGGUAAUGCUGUGAUGUGCCUAGCUGCAGAUGACAAUUACAUCAUCUCUGGGAGUAAAGACUGCACUGUGGCUGUUUAUGACCGCAGAGCAGGCAAAGGCUUGAAGAAAAUUCGGAUGAGCUCUUAUGUGCUGUCCAUGAGCUACAGUGGCAAUGAGGUGUGGGCAGGAGACAACAGAGGCAUGCUCCACUCCUACUCUAUGCAGGCCGGGACCUUAAAAGCCCUGUCCCAGUUUGAUGUGGGACACACAGCUGUGGUCACUGGCAUACAUAGGUCUCCUGGAAGCCUCUACACAUGUUCCUCUGAUCGUACUGUCAAGGUACAUAUCCCUUGUGCACCUCCAAGGACAUUAUGCACACUGCAUCACCAAGAUGGAGUCAACGGGCUGAGUGUGGAUGCUGGAGUCCUUGCUGUAGCCUCAGGGGGCGUGUGUGUGGAAGUCUGGAGGCCCAAAAAAAUGAAAGAAUGACACCUGCAAAUUAUGAGGCAAGACUUGAAGGCAGGUGGGGAGAAGAGACGAAGCCUAUCAACACCAUUUUGGUCUUUCUGUAUUUUGGAAUUUGGAACAUGCAGAGUGAACAAAACCAAAAAAGAAGAAAAAAACAUAUCUAAUGCCUUUCAGGCUGUCUACAUCAGGGAGGUUGUAGGUAAAAACAAAUGAACAUGUACAGUUAGGACUGGAUAUGAAGACAGUUGAGUCUCUUGUGGUACAGAUGGCCAAACUAAUUGCUUUAUUUUGCUGCACUUUUAGAAAUAUUAAAGUAUAAAACUUUUUUUUUUUUUUUUAAAUAUUGCUACCAGUUUAGGUUAUAAUGCUAAUCAAUUUAAAUAAAUGUUUCUGUCUUGUGUUGAUUUUAUUACGGUUGGGGAAAGUUCAGGACACUUGUACUGAUUCAGCUAAAAGCUGUCAACCUUUUUGUUUUCUUAAAUUCGUUGUUCAAUUCUGCUGGUUCUACAAACGGACAACACACAGGAAAUAUGCAUAUUGCUAAUGUUUGUACCUUCAUUUAUUUGAUGCCAGUACUCAAAGCUUUCUCACCUCUUUUAAUGAUGUACAUUUAAAUAGCAUGAAAACUACAGACAUUCAAAGGGUAUAUACGGUUUACAUGCUAACAAAUUGACUGAACCCAUUACAGUAACUGACAGUGUACACAAAGCAUUUGUCAUGAACAGUGAAACAGUGUCCCAAGUUUUCUGUGACAAGCGGAUUGUAUUUACAUAACUAUUUAUUUGACCACAGUUAUCAUUGUAUGGUCUGUUUGCAUAUCUCCUCUUUGUGUGUGUUGGUUAACUUUAUCAUUGUGUAAUAAUUUGUGUGUAUAAUUUAUUAGCAUAGUACUUGACAGAUGCAUGUGUUAAAGCGCAUUGGAAAAUGCCAUUAAAUGGCCUGAAAGUCUAGUGUCUGAGUUAGGCUACUGGCUGGAUUUGUUCACUGCCAUCAUGUCAACUUGUAGCAUUUCAGGUUGUUAUUGGCUGUAAGCAUCUCUCUUCUGAUUAAAAUGUAACUUGAGUCCAGUUACCCAGGUUAUAUUUAAUAUACUAAAAAGUUUAUCUUGUACACAUUUAUCAGUAAAAAA